AUGGCAGCUCACUUUGGAGCCGACUACGAACGCCAUCCUAUGGUCGCGCCUGUCUGGCAGAAGCGGGAAACCAUCAAACGGCAGCUCGACCACCUUGACUCGGCCGUGGGCGCCAUCUUGAAGCAUUUGAACAUCACGCAGCCUGGUGCAGGAACGAAUGGAGAUCCGAACGACUCUACCUCGGCGGAAACCGAGCGGCUUCCUGUCAUCGAAGCUCAGAUGAGCAGUACAAAUACAAUUCUCUCGAUUUCGGAGCGGCCGAGAUUCGUCUUCUUGCGCUGA
Cladophialophora yegresii CBS 114405 is the source of this 282-nucleotide messenger RNA. RefSeq lists its product as uncharacterized. Lineage: Eukaryota; Fungi; Ascomycota; Eurotiomycetes; Chaetothyriales; Herpotrichiellaceae. The record is from RefSeq and is a predicted model, not a curated record. Bases 1 to 282 code for a protein of 93 amino acids. The transcript has a single exon.